This is a messenger RNA of Triticum dicoccoides, 716 nucleotides long. RefSeq lists its product as uncharacterized. The record is from RefSeq and is a predicted model, not a curated record. The transcript has a single exon. The coding region runs from base 1 to 372 and encodes 123 amino acids. Lineage: Eukaryota; Viridiplantae; Streptophyta; Magnoliopsida; Poales; Poaceae.
AUGGGCGCCACUGAGCCGUCGUCCGCGCCACCGCACCGCCCCGUCAGCAUGUCGGCGUGCAUGCCGUCCCCCUCGUGGUCGCCGCCCGGCCCCGGCGGCCGGCACCGCGCCGCCGUCGUGGUGCGGCGCCUGCAGGUGGCGGCGCGCGACGCCAUCCCGGGCGUGGGCUGGUGCGGGCACCGGGCCUGGCGCAAGCUGCUGCGGCGGCUGGCGCAGGAGACCCGGUGCAUCUGCAGCUCCCCGGCGCCGCCCUCCAGGCCCAGCACCUUCGGCUACGACGCCGUCAGCUACGCCAAGAACUUCGACGACGGGCGCCCCCACGCGCCCCACGCCCUCCACUGUGCCGCCGCCGACAAGCCGGCCCGCCGCUGACUCGUCCUUGAUCCUCCCCAUCCCUUUCUUUUAUCUCGUCGUGCAUGCAUGGUUGCCCAUCGCUCUCGCCGAUGCGCGCGUAUUUCUUAUCUGUUUUUGCUCCUUGUUUUCGUUGAUCCGAUUUGGUGCUGUGAUGGCCGCCCCGAUGCCCGUCCCUAGGGAUCUUUGUAAUCUGUACAUAGAUCGAAUGGAGAUAACACGAGUGGCGCUUGGCCAAAUGUAGGUCCUGCAUAGUACGUACUUGUUAAUUUGCUCCUUGGAGCAGUGGGUCUGUGUCUGUCUGUACGAAAGAGUCACUUUCAGUCAUUCAUACAAAUCCUAAAUCAUGGAUGAUGAGAGAAAUA